Molecule: messenger RNA, 2647 nt
Organism: Biomphalaria glabrata
Lineage: Eukaryota; Metazoa; Mollusca; Gastropoda; Planorbidae
Exons: 3
Coding region: 425-1069 (214 amino acids)
Source: RefSeq, a predicted model, not a curated record
AACUCGCAUGUAAACAAGCUACUGGAAUAGACUCUUAGUAGUCUUAGUCUUAUGUUAUGAUAAUGCCGCUCUAUUGGCUCUAUGAUUGAUUAUAAAUCGAUUUUCAAUUCUCGAUCUAUAUUUUUAGAUAUAGAUCUAUAUCUUUCUACUUUCUCUAUCUUUAUUAGAGUCUUAUUGUUAUCAGGUCAUUUCCUGUUUCUUUACUUCAGUGAAAUUUGUUUGUACUGCUAGAUCUAGUCUAGUUCUGAACUACCCUAUUUUCGAUAGGCUAAAAAAAAUAAAUAAAAGCAGUUGAGUUGAACUGUUGAUUGUCAUUAUAAUAAAUAAUCUAGAUCUAGUACAUGGUACGAUAAUUUUCUUGAUCUAGAGAUAGAGUCUAGUUGCAUAUUAUUAUAUAUAAUAAUAUAUUAUACUAUAUAGGUUCAUGGUAAUGGAGCCACACAGGACACCUAGCUGGGGUGCACCUGCUUCAGGUGGAUUAAAUGCUAACCCCCUAAGUCCUCAUACACCCAGCCCACAACAUCACCAAGGUCAAGGAAAACAGUUUUCAAAUCGUUUCCAGAGACCUAGUCCAUACAAUCCUAACAGAUCUAGAAAUGGUACACCUGACAAUGGCCACAGUGACGAUAGUCCAAAAACAUUUCAAAAUUUCAGCUCAGGAAAUCCAUUUCAGAAUAGCUGCAAGAAAUUCAGUUCAGACAAUCCAUAUCAAAAGAGCAUGAAUAGAAGUUACCAAGAUGGAAAUAAAUCUUCUCCCAGCAUAAAGCCUUUUUCUCAUUCAAGUCCACUGAUACCUGGCGGACCACAUCAAAGGUUCAGCUCCAAUACUCCAUCCAAAAAUUUCCAUGGACAUAGUCGAAAUUUUCAAACACCAUCACCUGUUAGAUUCAUGAAUGACUCAAAUUGUCAUUCCAAUUUUGCUAAGAGGCCAUUCACACCAAGGAAUAGAAGUACCGGUUUGAGAAACCCAGGUAGUAGUGACAAUAUCCGAGAUUAUGUCAGCCCCAGCAUGAUAGAAGACCCUUGGAAAGAUUUACCAGCAACGCCUAUAGUGCCGAAAUUAUUAUAAUGAAAUGUUGUAAUGGUAUUUUUUUAAACUUUAAAAAAAAUAAUUGAUUAACUGUGUACAAGUCUUUAUAUUUAUGUGUUUUUAAAGUUGUUGUUUUUUUACUUUUGGUAUACUUUUAUUUUAAGGUUUGCUUAAUUUUUUGUUUGUUUUUAGAUAUUGAUUUUUGUCAUUUUGAUGAUAUUUUAAAUGCACAAACAAAAUAUGUGAAAAUGUAUAUAGCUCAGUUUGAACACUUGCAAACUGUAUCACAACAGCUGGCUGUUGACAAACAAAAUAUGUUUCUAAUUUAGUUUUCUAGUUAUGUCUCAUUGUGUUGUGUAAGGAUGUUAGGCAAUAGGAAAUAUGUAGUGUUAGUCAAGUAAAACCUUAUAGUCCUUUAAAUCUACGAUUGAUGUGAAUGGCACCUUGUAAAAAUGCUAAGGUGUUGGGGUUUUUUUUUUUCGGGGGGAGGGGGGAUGAAUGUUUUUGAAUAAAUAACGUUAGGCUUAACAAACAUUUUUUUUUCCUGCUGAACAAUUUUGAGUGUUCCACCAAGACAUCCUUUUAUUUGAAUGAAGUACAACUUGCUUAUAUAGAAUAGAAACAUUUAUAUCCAUUUAGAUGUUUCAUUUGCUGGCAACUAAAUGUCAUUGAGCAGAACUCAGACAUCAUCAGGAUAAUCAGAUUAUAAGAUAGGGUUUGUUAUUUUAUUUUAUUAAAGUAGUGUUUUAAUCUGAUUAUUUAAUCUACAUGCGCUUGACCAAUACACUAUAUUGUACUGAAAAUCAUACGAUUGUAGACUUUGAUAAGUGAUAUUAAAGUAAAUUAUUAAAUUCAGCUAUAAAUAAUUUUCUGUGAUAAUAAUUUUGAAGAAACAUAAAUAUUGAAACAUUCAGUUUAUUGUUUACUUUCCAUAAUUAGUGCAGUAAUUAUUAUUAUUUUAAAUUCAGGAAAUAAUGUUUUAAUAUUCUAAAAAAUUUAGGUACCACCUGAUACAACCAUAUAUUCUAUAAUUUUUUUUGUAUAUUUCUUUUGUCAAGCUUAACUUUCUUUAAGUGUGACAUGUUUUUUUAGAUAUUGUUUUAGCAUAUUUUUAAAUGGUUAAUCUUUAUCUGCGCUACGUUAUGGGUAGGCCACAAUAUGAUGAAUUCAGUGUACUUAUGAACCGAACAUUUUUUCAAGUAAAUAUAUUGUCAUUCCUUCAUCAAAAUUUUAUCCUAUCUUAUAUAUGAUGUCCACUUACUUAUAAUUUUUUUCAUUUUUUUUUUAAUGCUUAUGAAAAAUGUUAAUAUUAAAUAAUUCAUUUGAAAGUGUCAUGUUUACAUGCCAUUAUAUAAUAACAUUGUGUUUCUUUUAGUGAAUUCUCAUUUUCAUUUCAAAUAAAAAUAACAUGCUAUCUAUAAUUUGACUAGUUUUACUGUAUAUCUGUAAAAUUAUAUGAAAUAUAACUAAAACUUUAAUAAAUUUUAAGUAAAUGUUUAGAAUUUUAUGUCAGUAUGUAUGAAGUAUAGUAUUAGAAUUAUAAAUCAUCAAUGAAUUUAUGAAGUUAUACAAUUCCUUUUGUUUAAACUUGAACCCAAAUAAAAUGAAUAAGUUUGA